AGCGCCAGGCAGGACGCAGCCCUGCCCGCUGCCCGCACCCCGCAAUCACGGGCAGAGCGCGUGGGGCCAGGGGGUGGCCGCCCCCCCCUGAGGACCGCGGCCCCCCAGCCCCGCCAUGGGGGUGCUGCAGGCGCUGGUGGGUGCCUCGGAGAAGGCGGCGGACAUCGCCCGGCUGUGCCGCCGCGAGGAGCCCCUCUUCCAGCUCCUGGUGGCCGAGAAAUCGGGGGCCGACAGGAACAGGAGGUUCCCCCAGGACUUCAAGACGCUGGCGGACGUCCUCAUCCAGGAGGUCGUCAAGCAUGACCUGGGCAAGGAGUUCCCCGAGCUGCAGGGCCACAUCCACGGUGAGGAGUCCAACGAGUUCAGGAAUGGGCAAGGGGAGACGGUGGCGGUGCGGGUGUGCGCCACGCCGGGGGACACCGCGGCCCUGCUGCGCUCCGUGCUGGAGCCCGAGCGGGCGGCCGCCGAGCUGCUGGCAGCCGCCGUGCACCGGGACGUGGCACCGGGGGACGUGGCACCGGGGGACGCGGCGCUGGCCGGCGUGGAGCUCAGCAUCCCCCCUGGGGACCUGGCCGUCUGGAUAGACCCCAUCGAUGCCACCAACGAGUACAUCAGCGGGCGCGAGGACGUGGCCCCCAUCGACGGCAUCGCCCCGGGGGGGCUGCGCUCGGCGCUGGUGCUCAUCGGGGCCUACAACCGGCACACGGGCUGCCCGGUGCUGGGGGUCAUCAACGAGCCCUUCUUCCGCCGGGACCCCCUGACCCGCAGGUGGCAGGGGAGGUACCACUGGGGCGUCGCGUACGGGGACACGCGGCUGUGCUCGCUGAGCCCCCCGCCGCUGCGCCCCGCACCCCCCCGCGUGGUGCUGAGCCGGGCGGAGGGGGAGGCGGUGCGGGCGGCCCUGGGCCCCCCCUGCGGUAACGGCCCGCGCUUCGCCGCCGGUGCCGGCUACAAAAUGCUCUGCGUCAUCCUGGGGCUGGCGGAUGCCUACGUCCUCUCCGAGGGCAGCACCUUCGCCUGGGACGCCUGCGCCCCCCACGCCAUCCUGCGUGCCCUGGGGGGGGGCACGGUGGCCCUGGCGGGGGCCCUGAGGGCACGGCGAGAGGGUGACACCGGGCCCCCCCCCGAGCUGGUGUACAACUGCCCGGUGGAGGGGGCGGCGGGGGCCGAGCGGUGGGCAAACCGGGGUGGGCUGGUGGCCUACGUGCACCCCCAGCACCUGGAGGCCGUGCUGGCCGCGCUGGCCACCGUGCCGGGGCUCUGAGCCCACGGCGGCUGGGACCCCGGGGUGCAGGGUGUGGGGUGAUUGGGAUCCUGGGGUGCAGGUUAUAGGGUGACUGGGACCCUGGGUGAAGGGUAUGGGGCGGGUGGGAUCCUGGGGUGCAGGUUAUAGGGUGACUGGGACCCGGGGUGAAGUGUACAGGGCGGGUGGGACCCUGGGGUGCAGGGUGUGGGGUGAUUGGGAUCCUGGGGUGCAGGGUACGGGGUGACCAGGACCCUGGGGUGCAGGGUGUGGGGUGAUUGGGAUCCUGGGGUGCAGGGUACGGGGUGACCAGGACCCUGGGGUGCAGGGUGUGGGGUGAUUGGGAUCCUGGGGUGCAAGGUACGGGGUGACCAGGACCCUGGGGUGCAGGGUGUGGGGUGAUUGGGAUCCUGGGGUGCAGGGUGUGGGGUGACCGGGACCCUGGGUGAAGGGUGUGGGGUGGUGGGACCCCAGUGUGCAGGGUAUGGGGUGACAGGGACCAAGAGUCACAGGGUGUCCGGGACGCUGGGGUGCAGAGUAUGGGGUGGGUGGGACCCCAGGGUGCAGGGUACG
This is a messenger RNA of Tyto alba (common barn owl), 1816 nucleotides long. RefSeq names its product inositol polyphosphate-1-phosphatase (gene INPP1). The coding region runs from base 116 to 1264 and encodes 382 amino acids. Lineage: Eukaryota; Metazoa; Chordata; Aves; Strigiformes; Tytonidae. Gene Ontology annotation, biological process: phosphatidylinositol phosphate biosynthetic process. Gene Ontology annotation, molecular function: inositol-1,4-bisphosphate 1-phosphatase activity. The transcript has 5 exons. The record is from RefSeq and is a predicted model, not a curated record.